AUGAAUCAUUUGGCAAGUGCUAGUGAUUUUCAACGUUUAAAUAAUGCUGUCUUAUCGAAUCUAAAUAAAAUCACUAACAAUACAAAUGAUCUUGAUGUACUUGUACAAAAGUUAGGUACACAAGAGGAUAGUGAACCAUUACGAGAUCGUUAUCUUCGUCUACAAAAUGAUACAAAAACAUUAAUACAAAAUACAAAUCACACUCUUGAAGAAAUUCGAAAAAUCCCUAUAAAAACUGAAGCUGAUGAGAGACAAAAACAAUCGUUAAUUCAGAAUUUAACAAAAACUUAUACCACAAAAAUAGCUCAUUUUCAAGAAAUACAACGUGUUGGUGCUAGAAAAGAAAAAGAAAGUCUUGAACGUGCACGAUCUGUUUCAUAUCGACGACAAAGUGUCAACAAUGGAUCUGGUUUCGAUAAUCAUGCUUAUACAGAUAAUCAAUAUCAAGACCAGGUUGUUAUACCUAUGGAACAAGAUGUUGAUAUGCAAGCUUUAAGAGAACGUGGUGAUCAAUUGCAACAACUUGAAAGAAAUAUUGUUGAAGUCAAUGAAUUAUUCAAAGAUGUUCAUAAUUUGGUUCAUGAACAAGGGGAAAUCAUUGAUAAUAUCGAAAAUAAUAUUGUUGCUGCCGAUAACCAUGUAGUUACUGCUACCGGACAAUUAAAACAAGCAGUUACUUAUCAGUCUGCUGCUCGACGAAAAAAAAUUAUAUUAAUUUUAAUAGCGAUUAUAAUUCUUGUAAUAAUUGGUUUAGUACUUGGUUUAUAUUUCGGACUUAAAAAAUGA
Messenger RNA from Adineta steineri, 786 nucleotides. The record is from the annotation of a GenBank genome assembly. Lineage: Eukaryota; Metazoa; Rotifera; Eurotatoria; Adinetida; Adinetidae.